UGUCGUGCGACAGCGCUAAAGAUGGCGAGCAGCAAAAAGAGUGCACUUAUUUCUUCACUAGCCGCUUAUGGAGACGAUUCAGAGCAGGAUUCAGAUCCAGACACAGACGAUCAAGAAUCUCAUGGUGGUUUGGUUUCUGCUAGUUAUGGAGAGGAUGAAGUGAGUCGUGUGGAGGAGGCAUAUGAGAAACCCUCAGAGAAUGAAGACAGCGACGAGGACAGCACUAGAAAUUCGGAUGAGGAGGAGUCAGACUCAGGGCGGAUCCAAGAUGAUGUGAAGGAUGUCCAGGAAGUGGAGGUUAAAGAUCCCAAUGAGCUUGUUGCACAGUUUUCUGAGAAAGUUCGAAACAUGUCUCCUGAUGAGAUCCGAAUUCCUCCUGAACCGGCCGGGCGCUGCUCCAGUCAUCUGCAGGAAAAGAUCUUUAAACUUUAUGAGCGGAAGCUUCAGGGAGACUUCGAUACAAACAGCCAUAUUCAAAAGAAGAAAGAGUUUCGCAAUCCCAGUAUUUAUGAGAAGCUGAUUCAGUUCUGUGGCAUUGAUGAACUUGGAACCAAUUAUCCAAAAGACAUGUUUGACCCCCAUGGCUGGUCAGAGGAUUCAUAUUAUGAGUCACUGGCCAAAGCUCAGAAAGUAGAGAUGGACAAACUUGAAAAGGCUAAAAAGGAGAAGACUAAGAUUGAGUUUGUGACGGGCACUAAAAAAGGCACCACUACUAACGCCGCAGCUUUGGCCACAAACACAACAGCCGCUUCAUCUACAGAUGCCCAGAAGAGGAAGAGCAAGUGGGAUUCAGCCGUUCCAGUGACACUUGCACAGCCUGCCCUCCUCACCACCACUGCCACCCUGCCCGGAGUCGUGUCUGUAACCACAACAGCCAGCGGCACCAAGACCACCGUCAUCUCCGCUGUGGGCACCAUUCACAAAAAAGCCAAGCAGUGAUGCUGACAAGUCAGAAAAAUGGGUAUUCAAGUCAGGUUGCCAGAUUGAUAUUAACAGAUCCUGCUGUUGUUUUACUUCAGAAACAAACAUCAGGCAACUGGAGUAGAAGAUGUUUCUCAUUUUCAGAGAGAGAAAAUUCUGGAUGUGUCUUCAUAAUGGCAUAACAGUAUCACACAUUUCUGUGCUCAGCUUUGACGGUAUGAUUUAAAAGUCAUGGUUGAAUUUUUUCAUAAACUUUUCAAGUCAAAAAUAUGAAAAAGAAAAAUUUCAAAUCUGCAAUAAUAAGUAUAAUCAGUCCCUUUUUUGUUUUAGUAAUAAAUUUGUUGUUUAAUAGGCAGUGAGUCAGGUUUUCCUGCUGUAUUCAUAUUUGGGACAUCAUUCAGUUUCAUAUUGCAGUUACUUUUCAGGGCUGACUGACUGACUGUAUUAUUGCAUUUAUUAUAAGACAAAAAGGGUCUUAUAAUUUGUUUUUCUCUUUGAUUUUUAUUUCAUUUUAGCAAUACAAGUAGACAUUUUUAGCCUUGUAUAUAUUAAAAUAACUGUGUGACUUCUCUGUAGCUCAGCAGUGUAAAAAUAAAAGUUUUUUAAUAACUGAAAA
This is a messenger RNA of Danio aesculapii, 1537 nucleotides long. RefSeq names its product SAP30 binding protein (gene sap30bp). Gene Ontology annotation, biological process: regulation of DNA-templated transcription. The record is from RefSeq and is a predicted model, not a curated record. The transcript has 11 exons. Gene Ontology annotation, cellular component: nucleus. Lineage: Eukaryota; Metazoa; Chordata; Actinopteri; Cypriniformes; Danionidae. The coding region runs from base 22 to 939 and encodes 305 amino acids.